Molecule: messenger RNA, 1047 nt
Organism: Centruroides sculpturatus (bark scorpion)
Lineage: Eukaryota; Metazoa; Arthropoda; Arachnida; Scorpiones; Buthidae
Product: lysozyme-like
Exons: 5
Coding region: 316-741 (141 amino acids)
Molecular function (GO): lysozyme activity
Source: RefSeq, a predicted model, not a curated record
UACAAUUUAUUACAUAUUCCAAAGGUUGUUGCUUCUUCACAUAUUAUAUUUAAAAAAAAAAAGUAAAAUUUGAAGCAUUUGAUUAUUAUUAUUGAGGGUAAAACACAUUCUACUAAUAAAAAAUUGUAUAAAGUUAAAUUUUAAGAAUUUAUUUUUCAGAAUUUCCAAGCCAAGUAGUCUUGACUAUCACAUCAUGUCCUGCAAGUUUGUGUCACUUGUAUUUAUGUGAUAGAUUUAUUUAUUGUCUGCUUUACAUAUUAAGUUUAAAUAAAUGGUAUAUAAAUACAAUAGAAAACAAGUACAGAAUCAGUUAAGAUGAAGUUUCUACUGGUUUUCGUUGCACUUUUGCAGACGUAUUGUCAAGCAAAGAUCUACGACAGAUGCGAAUUAGCUCGAGAAUUGUUACAUAGAUUCCAUUUUAGUCGGAAGACAAUUGGACAUUGGAUCUGUUUAGUAGAACACGAAAGUUCUUACAAUACAGCAGGAAAAGGAGGACCAAACUGGGAUGGUAGCUAUGAUCACGGACUCUUUCAGAUAAACGAUCGUUAUUGGUGCUCACCUUCUCAUCACGUUAAUGCAUGUAAUGUUAGAUGCUCAGAUCUUCGAACUGAUGAUAUAUCGACAGCAGUGAAAUGUGCGAAGAAAAUUUUUGAAGUACAUAAUUUCUAUGCCUGGGUUGCUUGGAAGAAUCGAUGCCAAAAUACAGACGUUUCUCGGUACGUCCGUGACUGUCAUUUGUAGAACGAAUAAAGGAAUAUAAAUUCUAAUUUUAUACUUCAGGCAUUUUAAUAAAAAAUAAAUUUCCUGUCUCCUUGUCACCAUUCCUUACAUUGCCAAUGUUUUUGGGUUGAUGAUAAUAUACUAGUAAUGUUAUCUCCAUAUAAGAAUUUAAUGAUAAGUGUUACUUCUGCACCUGGUUGUAAAAAUUAUACUUUAAGGCAUAAAAAUAAAUUUGAUUAUGCUUCUUGCUUUUAUAUGAACACUAAGAAACUACAUCUCUGUCCGUGUUCAUUUAUGAAAAUUUUAUUAAUUUUAAUUCGUAGGAAA